AUGUCCUACGGCGACGCUUGGCGCAUUCGUCGUCGGGCCUUUUGGCAAGAAUUCAAUGCCUACCGUACGCUGAAUCAUCGACCCAAGCAACUGGACACUUCUCGUGAUCUCUUGCGGCGACUUCUGAAGGAACCUGAAGAGUUCCUGCAUCAUAUUAAGUACACGCUUGCUGCAGGCGUAAUCUCCGUUGUCUAUGGAUUCGACGUCAAGCCUGAGAACGAUCCAAAUAUCACCCGUGCAGAAAAGGCUCUCGAACAGCUCAAUGAAUCUGCGAUCUCUGGGAAUUUCCUUGUCGACAUCUUGCCGGUUCUUAGAUACGUCCCAAGCUGGAUGCCCGGUGCUGGUUUCAAGUCAUAUGCAAAGAAGGCCCGACCUGAGACACUGGACAUGUUUAAUGCCCCUUAUGACGAAGCUUGUAGCCGUAUCCAAACAGGAGAUAUUGAUCCAAGCGUGAUAUCGCGCAUUCUCGAAAGCGGUAAUUACACCUCAGACCGCUGUGCGGAUAGAGACGUUGUUAGAGACGUAGCGUCGGCUGCUUAUGCAGGCGGUGCGGAGACAUCACAUGCGGUGCUUUCAACAUUCAUCGCAGCGAUGCUUCUUUACCCAGAUGUUCAAGCUAAAGGACAACGGGAGAUAGAUUCGUAUAUUGGUGCCCGACUCCCCAACUUUGAUGACCUACCACAUAUGCCAUAUGUUCAUGCCAUCAUGUUAGAAGUGCUGAGGUGGCAAGCGGUGUUACCGUUGUCGGUUGCCCAUCGACUCACGAUGGACGACGAAUAUAACGGUUAUUAUCUACCCAAGCACUCUACUAUUUUCGUCAAUACCUGGGCGAUCUUGCGGGAUGAGGAAUACUACCCAGACCCAGACAGCUUCAAGCCGGGGCGAUUCCUCAAGGACGGUAAAGUUGAUCCCAAACACAAAGAUCUUAUAGUCAAUUUUGGAUAUGGACGGAGGACCUGCCCCGGGCGUUUCUUUGCCAUGGACUCUCUUUGGAUCUUGUUAACGUCGAUGCUUGCUGUCUUUGACAUUAAGAAGGCAAAGAAUGCUGACGGACAAGAAAUCGAUCCUCACAUACAGUAUCUUCCUGGAUAUACAAGGCAUAUCAAGCCAUUUAGAUGUUCUAUCACACCGCGCUCCCCUGAGGCGGAGAAGUUGAUUCGUGACUCUGAUCUCAUGUGA
Pleurotus ostreatus (oyster mushroom) is the source of this 1179-nucleotide messenger RNA. RefSeq lists its product as uncharacterized. The transcript has 9 exons. Gene Ontology annotation, molecular function: heme binding; iron ion binding; oxidoreductase activity, acting on paired donors, with incorporation or reduction of molecular oxygen. Lineage: Eukaryota; Fungi; Basidiomycota; Agaricomycetes; Agaricales; Pleurotaceae. The record is from RefSeq and is a predicted model, not a curated record. The coding region runs from base 1 to 1179 and encodes 392 amino acids.